Molecule: messenger RNA, 900 nt
Organism: Trichomonas vaginalis G3
Lineage: Eukaryota; Parabasalia; Trichomonadida; Trichomonadidae
Product: tetratricopeptide repeat domain domain-containing protein
Exons: 1
Coding region: 1-900 (299 amino acids)
Molecular function (GO): protein binding
Source: RefSeq, a predicted model, not a curated record
AUGGAAGAGAAAAUCAUGAAGAUGGCGAUGAACUCGUCAACAUACGAGAAUCAAUAUAAACAAGGUGAUGCUCUUGUCAAGUUAGGCAAACCAGAUGCUGCUCUUCAAAAGUUCAAGAGUGUUUGUGAAAAUCUUGAAGUUCUAAUGAAAGCAAAUCCAGCAGCAAGAAUAGAAUCCCAUUUAAUUCCAAUGUCACUUACAAAAAUGGCUGAUAUUUACAAAGAUAAGAAAGACGUUAAUAAGGCUCUUGCAUUAAUGAAGAAUGCACGUCAUUUCCUUGAAUACAUGUGUGCAAAUAAGCCAAACCGCGAAGAUGAGGACUCUGAUGAAGCAGAUAACGCAGAACAUUAUACUCUUGGUGCAUUAUUCGUUGAGAUGCACAAAGCAUUUGAUAUGGAAGAUGCCACACCACCAUCAGAUGCAGAAGAGAUCACUCGUAUCUUCUUGGAAGCCAAGAAAAAACAUGAGGAAGAAACUGCCCGUAAAAACAUCGAAAAGCUAAAGGCAAUCAACGAAGCUCGUAAGGAAAAGUUACGUAAUUCCCGUUGGGCAAGAUUCGUCGAAUUAGUUAAUGAUCACCCAAUUGCUUUCGCUAUUGGCUCUGUUGUCUUCUUAAGUGUCUUCUUGAUCAUUUCUCUUAUGAUGUUUACUAUCGAACCACCCGUAAACGUAUUCGAUCAAAAACGCUCUAAAUACGAAAAGAAUUUACCACCUGACUACGUUCCCCCGGGCCAAAGACAUGGACAUACUCAUAACCAUGAGCAUGAAAAAGCUAGUGCCGAGAGAUCUAAAGCAGAACAGGAAAGAUUAAAGAAGAUGAUGGAAGAUUUGAGUAAAUACGUGGAUAAAGAGGAUCUGAAACAGAACCCAAUGGAUGAUCAGGCUAAGCAAGAACUUUAA